This is a messenger RNA of Dovyalis caffra, 324 nucleotides long. Lineage: Eukaryota; Viridiplantae; Streptophyta; Magnoliopsida; Malpighiales; Salicaceae. The record is from the annotation of a GenBank genome assembly.
AUGGGUAGGGUCUCCCGAGGCGCAUAUGGCUGGCCCUUCAGGUGUCUUGGUGUUAUACUCAUUACUAAACUUGUUGAAGAGAUGAAAUAUAACCAAGCGCAGUUCAAGAAAAACAGAGAGCUAAAAGUGGGAAGGUCUGGCCUGAAGAUGGGUAACACUGGGCCAUUUGCUGGAAAAAUGAAGAGAGGAGGGAAAACCACUUACACCGACCCCAACUCUUCAACUCUAGGAGAAGGAAACCUGUCCUAUUGCCGUGGGCUUUACAAGUUUAGCUCACAAAUGGGUUGGAACUUGGGACUAGGGAUGGCAUUGGGUCGAGUGUAA